AUGCAGCAAGCGCCACGUUGGAAACCAGCGGCUAAUCUUGACCUUCUACUCGGCACGGGGCACCCGCCUGCGCGCAUCUCCAGAGAUCCCGAAACCUCUUUGGCCAACGCCGAUGGUGCUGGUGUGUGUGCACGCGACACGGUGUCCUUCAAGGACACAUUGUACUGCAACCGACAGGAUAGCGGCUAUGCGGGCACACGGCAACGGUUAGCGGAGUACUACCGACUCAUGUUCUCCAAGAUCCCGCUCUGGGAGGAGUCCGCGCUGGGUAGCGAGACAAAGGUGGAAGGGGUUGAAUCCACUGUAAUAAAGAGUGAAGUGGUAGACGAAGCAAUCUCCAUUCCAGGCAACAAUACCGAAAUGUCAUCGUUUCGUGCAUUGGGGAUCCUCACCCAGACGAGCAGCCCAAGUGCAAUCGGUGAAGAACUACUACUUCCGUGGGAAUUUUUUCCCAUCAUGGAUAUUGCAGAUGAUGAGGCGUACAUUGAGCCCAUUAAAGCCCUUACAAAGGAGGCGGCUCCUGCUAAUGGAUUGCUUCAUGUUGAAGCGGAAAAUGAAGGGGACGAGACCACGGCGGGGGACUCGUCGGCAGUGGCGGCCGCAGCUGCAGGAGUAGUGGCCCCUGACACCGCAUUCAACAGUCAUAAUGUACAGAGGCUUUCACUUUACACCCGUCUGGUGAAGCAAUUCACUGGCGUCUACCCUGGCAUGGCGGUUGGAAUAGUGGGUGAGCCCUUUAGGCGCAGCUCGUCUGGUGCCUUGACGGCUAUUCUCGUUCGUAAUUUUGUUCUGCCUGUGUAUCCAGAAUUUCCGUGGAGUGUUGAACGACCGUUGUCGUCUUUACCACUGCUUCCUUCGCCAAUUCCUACCCGUGUCCACUUCUGUAGCGGUCCGUUCCCUCGGCGUGACAUUCCUCCUAUAUUGAGUGCGGUGACACUGAACGCGUUGUUGCGAGGCGCCGAUCUGCUCAUUAUAGGUGGGCCACUUGUCAAGGAAUUUGAGGAGUUUGAAAAGGAUCUGAUGGCGACGGUGCAGACAACGUUUGAUGAACUUCUUGGUACCUACAUGGAUACGAUUGAGGAGACGAUGGAGAACUACUAUGCAGUCAACAGCAACCCACGCGUGCGACAUCGUCUCAAGGUUGUCUUGGUUGCUCACAAAGACGAUGUGACGCAGAUACCUGUCAUUCCAACGACCAUGUAUGGUCUACAGGAUGGGCAGGAUGUGUGGGUACGUUCGAAUCCGUGCCGCAUCGCAGUGAACGGCAUUCACUUUGGCGUAUGCAACGAAAACGUUGUGGGCGACAUGCGAGACCGAAUGGUGGAGCGGUGGCCAACGCAGACAGGCAGUCUUCGUCGCGUCGUGGAGGCACUCGUCCAGAGCCGUCUGUACGCUCCCAUUUAUGAGCUUCCAGCAGUGAAGCACGAUAUAAAGCACCUGAAUGCACUCCGCAUGGAUUACGUGCCGGAGGCCGGAGCCACGCUGGAAGACAGCAGCCAGCCAGCCGUGCUGACGUGGGAUAGUCUCAGCUCCUUCGUGCCGGCAAAGGAGGAACAGAUUGAUGAUGUGAAGCAGGAAACCAAACGCAUCAAGCGUGAUGACGGUGAGCCGUCUCACCUAUUGCAAUCAACGACUACUGAUGAAUCUUCAGCGGAGUGGUUUCCGCACGUAAUGUUUCUUCCCUCGACACGCCCCAGAUUCGUGGUGGUGACGCACCGCAGCGUGAGGGAUGCGGCGACCAGCACACGGAGGGAUGAGUGGGAGCUUGACGACACUACGGCCGCGUCGGGUGUGAUGGUGAUCAAUCAGGAGGUAUGGAACCGACGGUCCUCACAGAAGUUUGAGCUGCGUGUGGCGGAGGUGACGAUACCCAACAGUGAACAGGUCAUGCGUCACGGGGCGUCUGAGGCGAACGGUGUUGCCUGCGGCGUGAUUCACUUCAGCAGCGGUGUGGCAACAAGUUGA
Molecule: messenger RNA, 1965 nt
Organism: Trypanosoma grayi
Lineage: Eukaryota; Euglenozoa; Kinetoplastea; Trypanosomatida; Trypanosomatidae
Product: DNA polymerase alpha subunit B
Exons: 1
Coding region: 1-1965 (654 amino acids)
Biological process (GO): DNA replication; DNA replication initiation
Cellular component (GO): alpha DNA polymerase:primase complex
Molecular function (GO): DNA binding
Source: RefSeq, a predicted model, not a curated record